Molecule: messenger RNA, 4091 nt
Organism: Brassica napus (rape)
Lineage: Eukaryota; Viridiplantae; Streptophyta; Magnoliopsida; Brassicales; Brassicaceae
Product: putative WEB family protein At1g65010, chloroplastic
Exons: 3
Coding region: 262-3936 (1224 amino acids)
Biological process (GO): reciprocal meiotic recombination
Source: RefSeq, a predicted model, not a curated record
AUUACAAGCUUUUUAUGUGGAGUUAAUUCUUCUUUAAUCCUUUUGCAAUGGGUGAGAGAGAGAGAGGGUGACCACUACGCAGACAACGCAACCUAUUCUCUAUUUUUAUUUACUUAUAUUUUGGGUUUACAGCUAAAUUUCAAGAAUAAAUCAAUCAGACUCCCCCCUGAUAUCGAUUCGUCUUCCUUCUCGCAGCAAUGCUGGGAAUUUAGCGGCGCUUUGCUCUGCUCUUUAGCUUACUCUGCCCCUUCUGUGGCGACCAUGGCGUCAGUAACCAAAACCGGUUUGAUGGAGACUCCUCGUAGUAAACCUUCGCCACGAUUGAGUAAACUCAAUGCUGCUAAAAUCGAUGGCACAUCCUCUUCCCCGGUGCCAAACCGUACUUCUCCUCCUCAGACAGUCAACUCAAAGCCUUCUCGGACUACUUCUAGAGUUCCUACACCCGAUAAAGUGCCAUCACGGUCAGUAAAAGGGUCGGAGCUGACUAAAAUUCAGGAGGAUUUAAAGAAAGCCGAGGAGCAAAUAGCAUUGCUCAAGAACAGUAAAGCUAAAGCGAUAGAUGAUCUUAAAGAAUCCAAUGAGAAACUCAAAGAGGCAUUGGCAUCUCAGGAAAAGGCUGAGGAGAGUUUCCAGGCCGAGAAACUCCGAGCUGUUGAACUGGAACGGGCUGGAGUGAGGAACGAGCUUGAGUCUAUUAGGUACCAGCACGCCUUGGACAUCUCAUCUCUCCUCUCUACCACAGAAGAACUCGAGAGGAUUAAACAUGAACUGGCUAUCACGGCCGAUGCUAAAAACAAGGCGCUAAGCAAUGCCGAGGAAGCCACCAAGAUUGCUGAAAUCCAGGCUGAGAAGGUUGAGAUUCUUUCUUCUGAGUUAGGGCGGUUAAAGGCAUUUCUCAGUUCAAAGGAAGAGAAGGAAGCUAUUGAAGGUAACCAGAUCAUUUCUAAACUGAAGUCCGAAAUUGAAACGUUGAGAAAGGAGCUUGAUAAGGUUGAGACUAGCAUGAAAGAGAAAGAAGGAUCAGUUGAGAAGCUUAACGUUGAUCUAGAAGCUGCUAAAAUGGCUGAAUCUUCCGCUAAUGGUUUAGCAGAAGAAUGGAAGAACAAGGUUCAUCAACUUGAAAAGAAAACUAAUAGAUUGAAGACCUCUGCUUCAGAAUCUAUGGACUCUUUUAUGAAGAAGCUGGCUGAAUGUAAUCAGGUGCUGGAUGAGGCGAGGUCAGACAAUGCCACACAGAAAGAUAAGAUUGAGGAUCUAGAGAGAACAAUUGAAGCGCAGAGAAAGGAUCUUGAGGAAUCUAGACGACAGGUUUGCAUCGCAAAAGAAGAAGCUUCUAAGAUGGAAAAGCUUCUAGAGAUCUCCCAAGAAGAGAAGACUAAAGCCUUGGAAAAUGAAAAAGCUGCAACUAAUGAAGCGAGGGAAGCGCAGGAGGAGCUCUUGUCAUGUCAAGCGGAGCUCGAGUGCCGUGAAGCCGAAGUCGAAAGUUUGAAGUUGGAUUCAAAGGAGACAAAUGAAAAGUAUGAAAAAAUGCUGGAGGAAGUAAGAAAAGAAAACGCUAGUCUUAAAAGCGAUCUAGAUAGCGAGUUCGAGAAGUCUAAGGCUGGGUGGGAACAGAAAGAGCUUCACCUGAUGGGAUGCGUGAAGAAAUCAGAAGAAGAAAGUUUGUCUUUGCGUGAAGAGGUAAGCAAGCUGAUGAAUUUGCUCAAAGAAAGUGAAGAAGAUGCCAAUCUCAAGGAAGCUGAGGGGGAGAUAAAGUAUCUACAGGAAACACUUGGAGAAGCAAAAGCUGAAAGCAUGAAACUGAAAGAGAGCUUGUUGGACAAAGAAGAGGAGUUGGAGAAUGUCGUGGCAGAAAACACCAGCCUCAGAGAAUGGGAAAGCUCUGUACUCAAGAAAAUGGAGGAGUUGUCAAAGGUAAAAGAAGCCUUGGUUGAUAAAGAAACCAACCUCUUAAGCAUUACUCAAGAAGCUGAGGAUCUGAAAGGAAGGGAAGCUGCCCAUUUGAAGCAGAUUGAGGAGUUAUCGGUGGCGAAUAAAAGCUUGGUUGAUAACUUAACCAAAUUGAAGAGCAUUGUUCAAGAAAGUGAGGAACAAAGAGAAAGGGAAGCUGCUUCUCUUAAGAAGAUUGAGGAGUUAUCUGUGGCGAAUGAGAAUUUGGUUGAUAAGGCAACGGAUCUGCAAAGCAUCGCCCAAGAAAGGGAGGCUGCUUAUCUUAAAAAAAUUGAGGAGUUGUCUGCCUCAAAUGAGAGCUUGGUGGAUAAAGAAACAAAACUGCAGUGCGUUGAGCAAGAAGCUGAGGAGCUCAGAGGAAGGGAGUCUGUUCAUCUGAAGAAGAUUGAGGAGUUGUCAAAGGCGAAUAUGAGCUUGGUUGAUAUGCAGAAUAUUAUUCAAGAAAGAGAUGGUCUCAGAGAAAGGGAGGUUGCUUAUCUUAAGAAGAUGGAAGAAUUGUCAACAGCGAAUGAAAGCUUGGCUGAGAAAGUUUCUGACGAACGUAAGGAGCUCAGAGAGACUGUGAAGACUGAGGAGUUGUCACAGUUGAAUAAAAGCCUAGUUGAGAAAGAGACCAAAUUGCAGACGGUUGUUCAGGAAAAUGAGAAACUGAGAGAAAGCGAGUCUGCUCAUCUUAAAGAAACUGAGGAGUUAUCAAAAUUGCAUGAAGCCCUUACUGAUAAAGAAACCAAACUCGAGGUUUCUAUUCAAGAGAAAGAGGAGCUCAAAGAAAGGGAGACUGCUUAUCUCAAGAAGAUUGAGGAGCUGUCAAAGGUGGAAAAGGAUCUUCUUAAUAAAGAAAAUGAGUUGCUGCAUGAGAUUGAGGACCUUGGAUCCAAGGACUCUCUAGCCCAAAAGAGGAUAGAAGAGUUAUCAAACUUCAAUAAAAGUUUACUCGUAAAAGAGAACGAGUUACAGGCUGUGGUUUGCGAAAAUGUGGAGCUGAAGUCCAAGGAGGUUUCGUCACUCAAGACAAUAGACGAGUUAUCAGAUCUUAAUCACAGUUUGCUUCUUAAAGAAACGGAGGUGAAGGCUGCAAUAGUCGAAAACGAGAAGCUCAAGGCCGGAGCAGCCUCGUCCCUUGAGAGGAUCGAUGAGUUGACAAAACUUAAACGGAGUUUGCUUGACAAGCAGAACGAGUUCCAGGAUGUUUUACAUGAAAACGGGGAGCUUAAGGCCAAAGAAGCUUCUUCUUUGAAAAAGAUUGAUGAGCUGUUACAUCUUGAGCAAAGCUGGCUUGCUAAAGAAAGUGAGUUUCAAAGAGUCGCUCGAGAAAACGAAGAGCUAAGAACGCGUGAUGCUUUAGCAGCAAGAAAAAUAGAGGAGUUGUCGAAGCUGAAAGAGAGUUUACUUGACAAAAAGACAGAGCUAGAGACAGCCAUGCAGGAUAACGAUGAGCUAAAGGGCAGGGAAGCUGCCUCUCUUGAGAAAAUGGAGGAGUUAUCAAAGCUGGUAGAGGAAGCUUCAGCUACCAAAGAGAUAUCAGUUCUUGGAAAUGGCAUCGGAAACGAUUAUGACUUGGUACAGUUUUCUGAAGUAAAUGGUUCUGGGAGUGCGGAUGAAAAGUCAGAGACUGAUCUUUUCCAUGACAGAAGCAGAGAACACAAGGUUCCAAUGGAAGCAAUUCAUAAAGCAGCGGAUAGUGUUGAAGAAGGAAAAGACGGUGUGGAGACUGAGUUCAAGAUGUGGGAGAGCUACAAGAUCGAAAGAAGCGAAGUAUCUGCAGAGAGAGAAACCGAGAUAGACUCUGUGGAAGAGGAAGUUGAGUGGAAAACACAAGGUAGUGAGAACUUGGAUCAGUUCAGCAAUGGCUUGUCUUCAGCAGAAGACUCUGGAAGUCUGCUCUUAAAGGAACAACAUAUGAAGAAGAAGAAACCUUUGCUCCAGAAAUUUGGAAACCUGCUUAAAAAGAAGAGUACAAGCUGCAGCAGCAGCAGUCAGAAGUAGAGGAGCAGGAUGGCCUCUUUGCAAAACUGAACAUUUCGUGGUUUACAUUUUAUUAUUAUUAUCUUAAAGUUUAAUUAAGAGUGUAGCUCUAAAUUUGACCAAAGUGUUUGAUAUAUGCAUUCACAUGGCUAACAAAUCAAGUUUUAGACUGUCUA